This is a messenger RNA of Mesorhabditis spiculigera, 381 nucleotides long. Lineage: Eukaryota; Metazoa; Nematoda; Chromadorea; Rhabditida; Rhabditidae. The record is from the annotation of a GenBank genome assembly.
AUGCGCGGCUGGCUUUUGGCAGAGAUUCAAUUUGGAGCAGAGACCGUUGAACAUCUGCAGUGCCUUCUUCCGUUCAAUGGCUCGGAGUUGCGCAUCCGUUGGCAGGGCCCAGCGACCGACCUUCAGCCCAUCUGGAAUUUCAUCCAGCGCGCCAUCGCCAUGCCGCUUGCCAACUACCAAGAAGUCCUGGUUUCUUUCUGGCCGGCCCUGCCCCUCGAAGAGCUGCGCGCCGACGUCUUUACCGGAUUCCGGAUGGUCCCGAGCAUGGAGGGAGAUCAAUGGAUCUACACGCAGUCAUCUGAAGGUCUGGGGACGGAUCUGAAGCGACGGCACCUUCAGCCUCUGCAUCAAUCUCGAUGCGUCCACGCCUCCGCUCUUCCA